GAAGGGCCACUGGGAGCAGUACUGCCAACAUCAUCGUCAGUCCCGGUAGCUCUUGGCGGUGAACCAGCAGUAGCAACAGUGCCAUCAACUUCUUGCGCUCCAGCCGCUGCUGUAGGAGUGGAAUGUGCAUCGAGUCAUCUGCUCUCCUGUUCACCAUGUUCAUCGGAAUCAGCACCGGCUUCACUCACACCAUUCAUAUCCGGCAUCAAUAGCCCAGCUGUCAGUGCACCAACGAUCAUCGGAAGACCAGAAAGUGCUGCAUCAGCGCAGCAAACUCCGUAUGUUCAUGUUUUUCACUAUGUAUUAAGGGAGACGAGUGAUUAA
This is a messenger RNA of Gongylonema pulchrum, 324 nucleotides long. NCBI's taxonomy places the organism in Eukaryota, Metazoa, Nematoda, Chromadorea, Rhabditida, Gongylonematidae. The record is from the annotation of a GenBank genome assembly.